Molecule: messenger RNA, 747 nt
Organism: Moneuplotes crassus
Lineage: Eukaryota; Ciliophora; Spirotrichea; Euplotida; Euplotidae
Source: the annotation of a GenBank genome assembly
GGGAUGGCAAGUGAUAGGAUACGAAAUGGAUGUACUUUUGGUAUUUUCUUACCUUAAAUUGUAAAAAUAUGAUUGGUUGGGUUUGUGAUAAAAUCUGAAGAAAAUCUAUUGGAUACUAGGAAGCUUUCAUUAUGCAUCUCAGCAUUGAUCUUUACGCAUACAAUAUCGAGCCAGGCCUAUAUCACUGUUGGUGAUAGCCUUGAGAAGCUUUGCUUAAUUGAAACUUGAGAAUAAGAGAGUUUUUAGAUAGAAAAGGUUCCAGUACUCCGACAUUGAACAUUGUCCUCUAUGUUUUAGCCGGAGUUGUUAUAACUGGAAUGAUCGCAUUUGGGAUUAUCAGGAAACAAAUCAGAAAACGAAGAAUGAGAAUACAAGCAGAGAAUAUGGUACAUAACGCCGCACAGCCUGUUAAUAAUCAGCAAAAUGUCCAGCAAAUAUUCCAAGAUCCUAAUGCUCAGCAAAUUUAUCAUAAUCCAAAUGAUCGUAACCAAGCUUAUAUGAUUACUCCAAAUGACUCAGUUACUCCUCCUCCGAUUGUUUUCUACGAGACUAACAUGGUUAGAGAUGUCCAACCCCAAGUGUAUGAGUUAGCCCCUCCAAAUCCUCCAGUACAGCCAAUGACUGAGUCACCAAUGAUGGCUCCUCCAAGCAGUCCUGUUCAAGUUAGAGGGUCUCAUAUAGUUCCUGUUGGCCCUGGUGUUCCUAUCUAAACGAUUUUAUUAUGUGAAAUUCCAGCAUAUUUCUAUA